Molecule: messenger RNA, 764 nt
Organism: Zophobas morio
Lineage: Eukaryota; Metazoa; Arthropoda; Insecta; Coleoptera; Tenebrionidae
Product: denticleless protein homolog
Exons: 9
Coding region: 72-764 (230 amino acids)
Biological process (GO): proteasome-mediated ubiquitin-dependent protein catabolic process
Cellular component (GO): nucleus
Molecular function (GO): protein-macromolecule adaptor activity; protein binding
Source: RefSeq, a predicted model, not a curated record
UGUGGAAAAACAAUCAGCUGUUAUUUUUAAGGGCCACACGAGUAGCGUGAAGUCCGUGAAAUUUCGGCUCAAUGAUUUUUGUACUCCUUCGAAACAUCGUUUUUGCUAGCGCUGGUCGUGAUGGUAAUAUUUGUCUAUGGGAUAGAAGGGACAGUGGCACGUGCAAAGAUCAGAGCAAAGAGCGUACAUUUCAUCAUCCUUUUCGAAUCAUCCGCAACGCGCACAGACGAACGUUACAAAAAUCGAGGCGCGCGCGACUACUUCGGGAGCCUCAACAAAGUGUCACUGCAGUCACUUUUCUUAAGAAUACCUUUUAUUUAGCUUCUUGCGGGGCUGGUGAUGGCGUUAUAAAAUUGUGGGACAUCAGAAAGUCACCAUUUACGCCCUUUUGUACUUUUCCUUAUACCGGAAGCGCCCUUAAUAAAGGCUUCACGUCAUUGGCUGUUGAUUCCGAGGGUUCUCAAUUAUUGGCCAGCUGCACAGAUGAUGUGAUUUAUCAAUACAAUACAAUAAAUAUUUCAAGAAAAAACGUGAAAAAGUAUACGGGCCAUAAAUCAGAGGGCUCCUUUUAUAUAAAAUCCGCGUUCAGUCCUGAUGGUAACUAUAUUAUUAGCGGCGCUGCUGAUCAUUCCUUAUAUAUUUGGGAGGUGAAUUCAUGUUCUGAACUUCCAUAUUGCAUAUUACGAGGGCAUGAUGAAGAAGUUUCUUGCGUGGCUUGGUGCCCUCAGCAAAUAGGCGAGGCGAGUUUUUAUAAUAAUUAUUAA